AGCUCAGACCGAGCACGCCAACUGAGGGAGUCCCUUUGGCGGUGCGUUCCGCACUUUGAGGCCUACGGGUGGUCCAGUUCAGGCGAUGCCCCGCUACGUGGCCUCGCCUGCAGGGGCGAGAAAGGGCGGUGCCAUGGCGCUGUCGAAGGCCAUUGCCCGGCAAGAGAAGAGGCCGGAUGCGCGGGCAAGGGACUCCCCGGCGAGCGAUGCUUCUUUUGGGGCCCGCUCCUCUCCGACCUCGGAAAAGCCCGGCCCAGGCACAAGGCCGAGAAUGCCCGCAGAAGUGCCGCAGACCGCGCCAGCGCCGGCGCCAGCGCCGGCGCCAGCGCCGGCGGUGUCUCUCAACAGGGAGCGCCAGAGUGAUGGCCUGCUGAAGGCGCGCUCGGUGCUCGUGGCGGGCGAGGAACCAGGGCCAGCGCCGGCGCUGCGCUCGGAUGCGCCAGAGCGACGGGCGAUGAAGCGGGCGCAGACGGCCAGUUUCCAGCCCGACGAGACUCUCGCGUCGCCUGCGUCUGCAAAGAGCUCCCCGAGCGCCCGGCUGAACAGGACCCGUUCCAUGCCCUUGGCCAACGACCUGGCGGCCUCCCCUGGUGGUGGACGACCCCUCACGGCUGACUCUCUGCCCAAAGGGCCAAGCCGCAGGUCUCCAGUGAUAGAGCCUCAGGUCCAAGAGCCUUCGCCCGUGAGCGAGGACAUGCCGUCGCCGGGACGCUCCACUCGGCAGGAGCCAGUCUUGAGGAGGCGAACGGCGCUGGUGGCCAUGUGCGCGGGGCAAGCGGAGACUGCGGCGCAGAUCAAGAGCCUCUUCGGGUGCGGGAACCGAGUGGAUCCCAAAGUCUGGACCGCCUGGGUGGAGAACUUGGCGCACUCGGGCCAAUCCCAGCCAAUGGCCGGGCAGCUGUCGGAGGUGGAUCAUGAGAGCAUCCGCGCCAAACAGGCCGUGGACAGGGAACACAUGGAGUUCCUGAGCGACCACCGGGUUUUGCAAGACCUCCAGAACGCGCCAGCCUCUGCAAGGGCCAAACGGUCCACAACGCCCCGGGCAAUGUCGGCAGCUUUCACCGACCGUGGAGUUCGCAUGCGCGAAGGCCUGGCGACCCGCUCGCUCCUGCGCGCAUCCCCGCAGACCUACGACGAGAUCGUGGGGCCGAAGCACAAGGCGGGAUGCCAAUGCCGCAGCUGCCAACCUUUCCCAGUUCGAGCAGCAGGACAGCCAACCCACGCCUGUGCGCACAACAUCGUGGCGGAUCCUGCCUACGCUGGCAAGCGCAGAGAUCAAGGGGUGCAGAGCCCGAGCAAUGGAGUUCGGAAGGCCUUGGAGUAUGCUCAAGGCUGCGCCCAGGACCACGAGCUCCUCUUCCAGCAGAGCAUGAAACGAAAGGGCCGGCUGACUGCUGACAUCACGGGCGCCGGGCAGCACCCGCGGCCCAAGCUGGAGGGCCACAACAAGAAGGCUCCAGAGGGCGGCAACCCCAUGAUGAUGAGAUCCGGGGCCUCCCACAUCUUGAACCCCCGCGAAGAUGAUCCUCCACCUCCCGAUCGGAUCUGCACUGCGCGGAAGGCCCGAGGCGAGUUUAAGGAGGGCUAUUCCGCGGAGUGCAACAAGAUGGCUAUCAAUUGGAACCAGGACCUAUACAGGUUCGAGGUGCUGGCCUAUGGGGGCGAGGGCACCCGGCCGCUGUACCGCUCCACGUCCUGCCCGCCAAAGCACAGCGCGCGAAACCCCGUCACGGGCGAGCAGCAGGACGGAUACCGGACUCCACGUCGGCCAACGGAGCACGAGCAGAAAGCAAGGGAGAUGUCAGGCCAAGGGGUCCGGCUCUUGACCGACCACAGCAUCCUGGAAGAGAAGGCUCAGCAGCACCGCGAUGGUCGCCUCACCGGGGACGAGAACUUCGCGAAGCUUUGCAAAGCUGGCGUAGAGCUUGGAGCUGCCAGACAUGCAGAGGUGUCGAAGAUCAAGGCCACGCAGUGGAGGGGCCUGUCAACCAACGUAGCCAAUGCACUCAGGUGGGAGGACUGACUUGGCGCAGCGUGCUAGUCUCAAAGUAGGUUCGCGCAGCAAAGCUGGCACCCUUAGCUCUGUAGAUCCAAGAGCUGGGCUCGCGGAGUCCGUCCUUCCAUCUCCUCUUGCAGGGCUUCGU
Molecule: messenger RNA, 2144 nt
Organism: Effrenium voratum
Lineage: Eukaryota; Dinophyceae; Suessiales; Symbiodiniaceae
Source: the annotation of a GenBank genome assembly